AUCAGGCGGGUCCGCGGCCACCUCUGUUUACAAUAAUUUCCCAGAAUUCUUUGCUCACUUCCUUUUCCUCCAUCUUUCUCCUCAUAGUGACGGUGGACUCACCUGGAGAAGACUGAAGAUGCCUGGAAGACUGUGGAGUAAAGCCAUCUUUACCGGCUACAAACGUGGUCUGAGGAACCAGCGAGAACACACGGCCCUGCUGAAGGUGGAGGGAUGCUACACCAGAGACGAGGUCGACUUCUACCUGGGCAAACGCUGCGCCUACGUCUACAAGGCCAAGAAGAACACGGUGACGCCCGGCGGUAAACCCAACAAGACCCGAGUGAUCUGGGGGAAGGUGACCCGGGCGCACGGCAGCAGCGGGAUGGUCCGGGCCAAGUUCAGCAGCAACCUGCCGGCCAAAGCCAUCGGACACAGAGUCAGAGUGAUGCUGUAUCCCUCCCGGGUGUGAAGAAGAAGAAGCUGCAGCUCUUUGACGUUCUUGUUUGUACAGAAACAAUAAAGUGAUCAGGUCCAAACAG
Molecule: messenger RNA, 521 nt
Organism: Micropterus dolomieu (smallmouth bass)
Lineage: Eukaryota; Metazoa; Chordata; Actinopteri; Centrarchiformes; Centrarchidae
Gene: rpl35a
Product: ribosomal protein L35a
Exons: 5
Coding region: 119-451 (110 amino acids)
Biological process (GO): cytoplasmic translation; ribosomal large subunit biogenesis
Cellular component (GO): cytosolic large ribosomal subunit; ribosome
Molecular function (GO): structural constituent of ribosome
Source: RefSeq, a predicted model, not a curated record